Messenger RNA from Pseudo-nitzschia multistriata, 1214 nucleotides. The record is from the annotation of a GenBank genome assembly. NCBI's taxonomy places the organism in Eukaryota, Bacillariophyta, Bacillariophyceae, Bacillariales, Bacillariaceae.
CAAGCAAGUGUCGUAGUACGAAAAACGGUACGAGUACGAACUCCAAUUUGUUUAUUGUCAUGGUACAAUUAGUCUACUGUACGGUAUGUAUGGUCCCCGUAUCGGAGGACACGCUACGGAUCGUGCAUCACCCGACGGCAAGGAUGGCUGGUUGUGUCGAUCAGUGAAUCAUCGUCGUCAUCGUCGGUGAUUCCUUCGGCCCCCUGCCCGAUCCUUCUGCUCGUCCAGACCGUUCUCAUUAUUAUUAUUGCUUUCUUUGUCGUUGUAAUAAUACGAUUCUAACAUCACAUCACUACCAGUAUGAAGUUCCAAACCAAAGCUGUUAUGAUGACUGUUCUUUCUAGUCUCCUCUCUUCCCGCACGGCGAGAGGAUUCUCCACGAUCGCCUCCCGUGGACGAUCCGCUAUGGUUGCAUCGUCGUCGUCGCCUACGGCCCGUUUCAUGGCCUCCGACAGCGACGGCCCCAUGCCCUACGACGAGGACAAAAUGCCCUUCUACGCCCUCGGAACCAAUCUGGCCAUGCAGGUCGGUGGACAGGGUAACUUCAAGACCCUGCUGGAAGACGAUGAACUCGACAUCGUCCUCGAGGCCUUUUGCGAAAACCUCAAGGGAACCAACACCGCCGACGCACGAAUCGUCCUCACAAAAUACGGGCAACAACUCAACAAGAUCCUCGGAGACCGCACGGAAGGAAUCGUCGAACGCGUCAAGAAGGACGGAGAGGAAUACUGCGAAAACUUCCUCGCCUGCAACGACGAUGCCGUCAAGACCGAUUCCGGCUUGAUUUACUGCCCAAUGAAGGAGGGAGAUGGAAAGCAACCGGUCCUCGCGGAUACCGUCGAGGUCCACUACCACGGAACCCUGACCGAUGGCACCGUUUUCGAUAGCAGUGUCGACCGAGGUCAAACCAUCAGCUUCCCAUUGGGAGGUGUCAUCAAGGGAUGGCAAGAGGGUCUUGCCAUGAUGAAGGAAGGUGGAAAAGCCACCCUCGUGAUUCCUUCCGACCUGGCAUACGGCGACGCCGGAAGCGGCGACACCAUCCCUCCGGGCGCCACAUUGAAGUUCGAGGUCGAGCUUUUCAAGGUCAACUAAUUGUACUGUAUUCGUAUUCAUUCAUAUGUAUUGCCUUCCACAAUCCAAUGUCAUCUACUCUUGCGCUUCUAUGGAUUUGAAUAUGGACGACUGUAUAACUAUAAUAAUAUAUUCCACACUAC